CAGAUCUUGGCUUCAUUGCGCAGUUCAACUAAAACUUUGGUCAAAUGAUCCAAUAAUCUUUGCUAAAUAAUUUCAUCAUUUGGUACAAAUUAGGAAUCGAAAUUGCAUUGUUCAAUCGAGUCUAAACCACCGUCUGAGAGUUUCCAGUUUCAUCAUGAACUUGAACUUUUCCUGGGAAAAAGUGAGCCAAGAGAGCUGCGGCAGUUGCAAUUAAUCUUUUCAUUAAUUUGUUGCAGAUUCAAUGAGUAUCAAGUAACAAGAGAGAAGAAGAAAAAAGUUCGUAAAAAAUCGUAAAAAGUUCAAUUGUGAUUAGUCGAAAGAUGACGACAGCAUUAACAAUCGAUGUAACUGAUGCCUACACAUUGUCCAAUAGUAAUACUUCAAUCUAUUUAAAUGUAUCCAAAUCAUCGUCUAAACUGGUCGCCGAGUCACUCACUUCAUCUUCAUUAUCAUCCAUUAAAUCAUCCUUUUCAUCUCUAAUAUCAUCUGUAACUUCAAACUACAAACAUGACAAUCAAAGUGAACCCGUGAUAAUAAAUUCUGGCGCUAAUGUUUAUAACAAUUUAAAUGAUUUAACUUCUAGUAACUUAACCAAUAGUCAAACUAAUUUUGUUAACAAUGCUGUUGUCCCGGAAUCAGCAAUCUUGAGCCUUCUUCCAGUCACACUUUCCUCAGCCUCAGCCUCACUCUCAUCGGGUUCACCCUCGUCUCUGGCAUCACCCUUCAACCUAAACACAACCCUACUGGUUGAACCCUAUGAAGACCAAGGGAUUGGACUGGUAGUCAAUGUAACCAAAGACUAUCCACUCGAGUAUGCCAUUAUCAUGUUUGGUUACAUAAUGCCUUUCCUACUGAUUGUAACCCUCAUCACCAACAGCCUGGUAGUCAUUGUGCUAGCCCAACGAGAGAUGAGAACCCCGACCAACCUGGUUCUCCUGGCCAUGGCCAUAUCGGACAUGUUGACCCUUCUCUUUCCCUCUCCCUGGUAUUUUUACAAUUACACUCUCGGCUAUCACAGCAAGAUACUUCAUCCUCCGGUUGCCUGUUAUGCUUACCAUUGUAUGAUUGAAGUGAUUCCCGCCUUUUUUCACACCGCAUCCAUCUGGUUGACUCUUGUCCUUGCUGGUCAAAGGUACAUUUAUGUUUGCCAUCCAACGGUUGCACCCAAAUACUGUACACCGCCCAAAGUGGCCCGUGCCAUUGUUACCGUUUUCGUUUUAAGCCUGAUUGUACAAGCAUCAAGGUUUGCCGAUCGCGACUUUCAAGAGGUAACCCUUGACUCUGAUUCUGGUCCCGUCUAUGGUUGCCGUUUUUUCACCGCCACCUGGGUUAAGCGACUCUUUUCCGAAGAUGCCUAUUACAUCUUCUAUUAUAGUUUUCGAAUUAUUUUUGUCAACAUUGGCCCUUGUACGGCCCUUGUAAUCCUUAAUUUGGCCCUGUUUCGGGCACUUCGUCGAGCCCAGCACAAGAGGAAAAAGUUGUUUCAAGAGAAUCGCCGGUCCGAGUGUAAAAAGUUGUGCGACACCAAUUGUACCACUCUCAUGUUGAUUGUGGUCGUCUCCGUUUUCCUGGCCACUGAGAUUCCCAUGGCCAUAACAACAGUUUCCCAUGUGAUACAAAAUUCACUCGAUAUUCACAUUGCCUCAUAUGAAUAUCUCAAUUUGACAAUAUUGUUUAGCAAUUUUCUCAUUAUGCUCAGUUACCCGUUCAACUUUGCCAUCUACUGUGGCAUGUCCAGACAGUUUAGGGAAACAUUUAAAGCACUUUUCAUCCCAGGUGGACGCUCAGCUCUCUCUGAUAGAUCAAGGCAAACCAGGGAAGGUUCAACGAGAUAUUCAGUUGCCAAUGGACCGCGAACAUCUACCAAUGAAACUGUCCUUUGACCUGAAAUCACUGUCUUUCCUUUUUAUUUUUGCUUUCACCUUUUUCGGCUUAUCAAAUGUUUUCCUUUUUUCCUUUUUUCCUUCUUUCCAAUUUCAAUUGUGACCACAAAAUUAAUCAAAUAUAAACGAUAAAUGAAACUCUUUUAUUCACUAUUAUUGUAUUAAAUACUUGUCUUGUGUUAUUAAAUGUUGCUUAUAAUUAUAAAUCAAAAUGUCGAUCAACAAUGCACAACAAAAAAGACUAAAAUUAAAUAUCUAAAUUGUACACAAUUUGAUAAUU
Molecule: messenger RNA, 2163 nt
Organism: Tetranychus urticae (two-spotted spider mite)
Lineage: Eukaryota; Metazoa; Arthropoda; Arachnida; Trombidiformes; Tetranychidae
Gene: SPR
Product: G protein-coupled sex peptide receptor
Biological process (GO): G protein-coupled receptor signaling pathway
Cellular component (GO): membrane
Molecular function (GO): G protein-coupled peptide receptor activity
Source: RefSeq, a predicted model, not a curated record